AUGUUUGGGACCUUCUCUGCUUCCAGCUCAUCCGCCCCAUCGAGGAAACCCAAGCGCAGCCAGGUAUCAAAGGCCUGUGAUUCAUGCCGACUGCAUCGCGUCAAAUGCGAUACCCAAUACCCAUGUCAGAAUUGCUCUAGCAAGGGUUUACGAUGCAAUAGCACGACUCGGCGGAACCCAGGAUGGAGUCUGUCUCGUGCUAUGAGUGAGAUCGAGAGGCUGAAAGCACGAGUGAAAGAGCUUGAGGGACAGAUCAAAAAUACAAGCAUCCCAACACCACCAGAUGAGGAUACUCCGGAACUCAUAUCGAACGAUCCGUCUCCAAGCUUCUCAUACGCCAACGAGGGAGUUCAACUCGAUACUGCGACUACGAUCCAGCCAUUAGCCCCAAGGACUCAGUUUUACGGGCCUUCAUCCACGUACUAUUUCAUCCACUGUAUCAGCCAGCGUCUCAAAGCAAAUGACUGCAGCCUGAACACCGAUCAGGAGCCUCACAGCUUGAUACCCAACUCAGCGAGCAGAUCGAUGGUCAACGUCAUUGAUACUCUGGACGCCGAGUUAGAUGAACACCGGACCUCAGAUAACGCGAUGUCGACCAGAGCGGCUCAUGGGUUGACUGAGAGAACUCUGUCCGGCAAAGACUUGUCGGCAACUCAAGAAGCCUUCUUCCUUGACCUCUUUUGGGACUCGUGGCAUUGUUGUUACCAGCUUCUGGACGAGGCAGAUUUCAAAGCACACUACAAAUCACUGUGGCAUGAGCCCAUAGGUGACACAAGACAGGACUCACCUCUUGUCGAUAUAGUAUUGGCUCUCUGCAUGCAGUUCGGUGUCACAUCACUACCUCGUCAUAGUGGCUACAAGGCAGAGAUCAACUCUCGCGACGCAGCUGUUGCGGGCCGCUGGUUGUAUCAGCGGUGCCAGCGACUGAUAUCGUGUGACUUGGAGAGGCCUACACUCGAGACUUUCCAGUGUCAACUAUGGUCUGCGAUUUAUCUUGCCAAUGCUUCUUACCAGAACAUGUCUCAAAACAUGCUGGGAGUUGCAUCGCGCACGGCAUACACAUUGGGACUGCACAUUGAGCCAGGGAAUGAUCUGCCCGUCAAAGAGAGAGAAGCACGAAAGCGGGCUUGGUGUAUCAUGUUCAUGUUUGAGACAAGAUCAUGCAUUCGAUUAGGUCGGCCUUGGGUCACCCAAACACAGCCGAUUUCGCCAUUAUUACCUACACGCGACCAAGGCUGUGUUACAUCUGGCGUCGAUCAGCUGACAUACACCACUGAGAGAGCUAAACUCAGUGAGAUAGCCCGAUCAGCCUUCGAUAGUACGUUUAAUCACCGGUCGAGCGGGGAAGCUGCAAGAACGGCUUCCGAUAGACAAUCAAGAGCAUUUGUUUCUGGUAUGGAUAAAAUACGCGCUUGGGCUGAGUCGCUACCCCAUAUGCUGAAGACAGAGAGGCGAGGUGGUGGGAAGUCUCUCUCCACUGACCUCUCCGAGAUCGACAUUGAACCGUUUGCGCCCAUCUCUCUGCGAAGACAGCGCUUGAUGCUUGAGCUGUUCUAUCACGAGCUAAUGCUCACGCUCGGACGGCCUUGUAUGAGCCGGCCCUUGACUCGUGCUGGAAAUACACAGACAUCCGCAUCAUGUGAAGUGGCAGAUAUCUCAGCUAUACACGCAUGCGCGACGACGAAACUUCUACAUCAGGUUUACCAAGAAUACGAAAUUUUGAAUGGGUGGUACGAGCCGUUCAACUGUCAAUGGAACGCUGCUAUAACACUAGUCGGAUAUCUUCUGGCAUACCCUCAAGACAGUCAAACUGCUACAAUAGCCCGCACGGCUUUAUCGCAAAGUAUUACGGUGCUAGAAAAGAUGAGCGAGUUCUUUGGAACAGCUUCAAGUGCGGCUGACGUGAUACGGACACUCCACCAACGGCUGAACAUGCCGGUCGAAGCUCAUAUGGCGAUGCACAGUAAUAUCACCACAGCUGACGCGGUUCAAGACAUGGACUUGAAUCGCUUUGGGGCUUUGGACCUGUCAUUUGAGGGUAUACUAGGGACCUUUGGGACGGAAUCUGAGUUCGAAAGACUUGUUUUUGGAGUUGACAUGCAGACUUUUCUAACCAACGAUGCUGAGGACAUGCGCAGAACCUAG
Molecule: messenger RNA, 2145 nt
Organism: Fusarium mangiferae
Lineage: Eukaryota; Fungi; Ascomycota; Sordariomycetes; Hypocreales; Nectriaceae
Exons: 2
Coding region: 1-2145 (714 amino acids)
Biological process (GO): positive regulation of transcription from RNA polymerase II promoter by galactose; DNA-templated transcription
Cellular component (GO): nucleus
Molecular function (GO): zinc ion binding; RNA polymerase II cis-regulatory region sequence-specific DNA binding; DNA-binding transcription factor activity, RNA polymerase II-specific
Source: RefSeq, a predicted model, not a curated record